AGUUGUCACAAACAAACGUCAAACGAAAAAAAACAAGGUGGAUGCGACUAAUUUCUGUGGUUCGGUUUUUGUGUCGCUUUAAUGAUUUAAUUGUGCCGCAACGAUGUAUAUAAAAGUAUUAGGGUUUUUCGUAGUGUGUAGUUUUAUAAGUCUCGCCAGCGCCCAGACACAGUCGUACGAAGAUAAAAGAUGUAAAUGCAUUUGCCCGAGCAUCGCAUCCGUGCAAAACAACACUCAAGAUACUGAUCGAAUGCUUUUCAUCGAGAAUGUACCGCCUUCGAUGUGCAACUGCGAUGGAGUUAUUCUUCCAAGACUUCGUGAGAAAAUCGCUGGCAAAGAGCGCGAAUUCUGUCCAAGAUGCGAAUGCAACUACGAAUACCGAAAUACAGCAAUUAUCAAAGUUGUGGUCAUAAUGGUUAUCUGGAUCAUUUCGAUUCUGGUCAUCUACAUGCUGUUCCUCAUGUGCCUCGACCCACUACUGAACAAGCGAGUGAAGGCCAACUACCAGGAGCACACUAAUGAAGAUGAUGAUACCGCAUCAGUAGGCGCCCCAGCUCAAUCGUCGUCUGUUCAGGCAAUGAGCUCGCGUGGAAAUGUAUUAAACCGCGUUGGCCAUCAGCAAGAUAAGUGGAAAAAACAAGUCCGCGAACAAAGACGUAACAUUUACGAUAGACAUACUAUGCUUAAUUAGCUGCAGGCAUAGCUACAGCGAAAUAUCGAAUAUUUAACCAAUCAGUGAAUGAGAAUGAUAAACAUAUAUUAUUUAUACUGUUGAGUAAACUAUUAUCACUUUAUUUAAUAUUAUGGUAAAUUUAUUUUUGCGUUUUACGAUCAGUUCGAUAUGGGUAAUAAAUAGAUAUUAAUAAAA
This is a messenger RNA of Hermetia illucens (black soldier fly), 868 nucleotides long. RefSeq lists its product as uncharacterized. The transcript is spliced from 5 exons. Lineage: Eukaryota; Metazoa; Arthropoda; Insecta; Diptera; Stratiomyidae. The coding region runs from base 104 to 691 and encodes 195 amino acids. Gene Ontology annotation, cellular component: lysosomal membrane. The record is from RefSeq and is a predicted model, not a curated record.